AUGCCACUUAAUUGCGGAACAUGCUCCGAACUCAUUGAGGCAGCCCCGAAUUACAUCAUUAAAUGCUGUGCCUGUUCAAAUACGUUUCACGGAAAAGAAGAUGGCUGUGCAACAGUGACAGUGACAUCAUGGUAUAAAAAGUCACCGGAUAAUAAAGCAACGUGGAAAUGUCACAGUUGCGGAGGUCUACCCCUUAAAAAUCAGGAUAAUAAAAGGAAACUUGACGACGGAAGUAAUAAUGGUGAUAUAAGCUCAGAUGAUGACGAGAGUACCGUUGAGAAUCAGAAUAAAGUACGUAAAAUAAGUUCAGGAAACCACGAGCUCCUGAAGAUGAUGGGAACAUUAAUGGAUAAGAAGUUUGAAGAUCAUCUAAAGCCUAUAACUGACAAGCUCGAAGAAAUGAGCAAAUCGAUCAAGUCUCAAUCAGUGGAAAUUGGGAAAAUUGAAGAAAGAGUUGGAAGACUAGAGAAGUCUGGCUGUCCAAGUUGUCAGUCCCUGCAGAACGAAGUUACUUCAUUGAAUCGGAAUUCUUGGUUUCAUGCAGCUCAACUUGUUGCCCUUCAAAACUAUACCAGAAAGGACAACAUUAUUUUUACCAACAUUCCAUAUUCUGAAGAUGAAGACCCCUAUGUAAUUGCGAUAAAGGCAGCCGAAAUUGCUGGGGUUAGUGUUGAUCGCAAUGCCAUUGUUGACUGCCAUAGGUUGCCUGCAACAAAAGGCAAUGAUGGUAGACCUCCCUCGUUCAUUGUGAAAUUUGUUAAUCGUGAAAUAAAAAGAGACAUUAUCCACGAGUAUCGCCGUAUUAAACCAAGAGCGAAUUGUUUUGGUGGUUCCGAAUCUGUGAGCAUUUAUGCAAAUGAGCACUUAGCUCCAGCUACCUCUGCACUGUUUCGAGAGGCAAAGAAACAGCUCAAACUUGUCUUCGACUACGUUAGAGUGGCCAAUGGUAUGGUCUACGUUCAGAACAAGUCAUCUCCGCGCAUAAACAUCGUGUCAAUUGGCCACAUUGGAGAACUGAAGGCCUCAGCUCAAGCCAACAGGGAUAACCAGUAA
Messenger RNA from Planococcus citri (citrus mealybug), 1053 nucleotides. RefSeq lists its product as uncharacterized. The record is from RefSeq and is a predicted model, not a curated record. NCBI's taxonomy places the organism in Eukaryota, Metazoa, Arthropoda, Insecta, Hemiptera, Pseudococcidae. Gene Ontology annotation, molecular function: single-stranded RNA binding. The transcript has a single exon. Bases 1 to 1053 code for a protein of 350 amino acids. Gene Ontology annotation, biological process: retrotransposition. Gene Ontology annotation, cellular component: ribonucleoprotein complex.